Molecule: messenger RNA, 1285 nt
Organism: Aspergillus japonicus CBS 114.51
Lineage: Eukaryota; Fungi; Ascomycota; Eurotiomycetes; Eurotiales; Aspergillaceae
Exons: 2
Coding region: 115-1161 (348 amino acids)
Source: RefSeq, a predicted model, not a curated record
CCACUGAGCAGUGGCGUUUGCAGACACCAAAACUGGAUUACGACCUAGCCCAUUUGAUCUUCCGUCGCCUGAACUUCCAUGCUCCAGCAACUAGACUGAAACUGACAGUGGGAUAUGGGAGGGGUCUGCUUUUGCUGCCAGGUGAAAUUUAUCAUUGCUGAUCUGUUUUCUACCAGAUCUCCAGGUUCAUUAAUACUUCCUUCUUGCUCACUAACAUCUCUCAUCUCCACAUUGUCAAGCCAACUCGCACGACCGAGAAAAACCCGUCGUUCAAACAUGAUGGGAACCAUGAAUGAAUCCUAUAUUCUAGUGCCUGGCUUUGACUACCACUGGUCAUAUGCAACGAACCCGGGAAAUAUCGUCGCUGACUGGCGAGAACCAACUAAGAUCCUCAGCAGCCCCACAGAGCCUCCCAUCCUCGUAUUACGCACGGACGUCGAGGGCAUGUUGAAGAGUGACCACGACCUUACCACACUCCAUGGGCAAAUUUGGACGAGAUUCCUGCGCUUCGCCGAUACCGCUGUCGGUGGUGGAAGCACUCUGCUUGACCCUGCGAAUUACUCCUACGACCGGCUGGACAGCAUCCAAUUACAGCAUUACCCUACUAAUGAGGAGGCCACGGAGCGCAGCUUACACCCGGAAGUACAGAGUGUGAUGCGAAGCGGGUUUGGCCGGACGUCGGUGUUCAUGAUCACGGGCAUCAAGAUUGCCUUCGGAUUCAAGAUGAGAAAGCCUUCUCUCGAGCGCCGGGAGACGAAGGCGACUAUAACAGCACGCCUUCUUGGCACGGAAGCAAACUCGGGCUCUGAGGCUGAGGCGAUCGUUGGUCGGAAUGAGGAGUGGCAAGCUCCCGUCGACCUCAUUUACGCCUACGAGGUUAGCACGAUCCACUUCGAGGAGUGCCUGUCUGGGCCCUGCCAGAUUCAUCCCCACGUUCCGAGGGCUGGAGCCAGCUUGAUGCAUGAUAAGGAGGGGAAACAGAGGGCUGAGACAGCGGACGACUGCGCGGCGUACCUGGAGAACUUGCGGGAGAGAGCAGCAGAUGUGUUCUGGGCAGAGCAGGAGGGCUUGCGGGACAUGGCAGGAGAAACGGAUGUAGAGGUUGUAGAGUUGACGGACGGAGCAGAGAAGUGCGACGUGGUCAUGUUCAACACCGUCUAGGUUGUCUGGAUCCAACUAUUCGCUUGUCUAUUGCGCUGACCAGGGGUUCUCUCAGCGUGAUAUUCAUUUCCUUCCUGCCUUGACUAAAAUGGAUUAGUCUCCAUAUAAACGAAAUUGCCAUUAC